Phyllotreta striolata is the source of this 2207-nucleotide messenger RNA. The record is from the annotation of a GenBank genome assembly. Lineage: Eukaryota; Metazoa; Arthropoda; Insecta; Coleoptera; Chrysomelidae.
GAGCAAGGCGAUUCUGAACUCACUAAGAAGCCUACUUGAUAUCUUCAACAGUUAGAUAACCAAUGAAGAAAAUUCGGAAAAGCUAAUGGAAAUUUUCGCAGAAUCCGAGUCUUCUUCGAAGUUCAACUUGGAAGCGACCAUGGCGGGACUCGGGGAUUUCCGUCGGAUUGUUUGUAAACAGGUUUCGUUGUUUUAACUUUUAACAUUAUUAUUUGUAUGGAGACUUUUCAGUUGAGUUCGAAAAUCACGAGCUCUUGUGUUAGAGUCGAGUGUUAUCUGCAUUUCUAAUGAGUUUUAUGUCGAAUAUUCGGGUAUCUAUUGGACUUACGCAGUUGGGACACUCUAUAUGAUGAUUUUCUUCUGGCUCUUGCUCGGAAGCUUAUCUCACACAGCACUCUCGCAGGAAUCCCCAUGCCCCGACGUCUUCCAUUACGAACCCCGAAACCAAGAACCCGGCAAAUGGUACGGAGUCAUACUAGCCAGAUCUCCGGACAACCUCUCUGGAAUCUGGAUCACCGUCAAACUGGAUUCUCGCGCCGAAUUACUCGGGAACUGGUUCGGGGAAACCUACUCGACCGACAACCAGGAAUUCAAGAUAGCCAACCAGGACUACACGCUGGAGGCCGGCCCGCCGGUCUCCAUUCGAUUCUUCGUCAAAUACGACCCGUCGAAGAGCGCCCCCCGCGUCCGGCUCAUCCGAUUGAACGGCAAGACCGUUUGCAGCGAGGACAUGCACGAGCUUCGCACCACCACGCCCAAAUUGCACAUCAGCAAACCGCAGCUGAGCAGGCAACCCUCGCUCGGGUCAGGUUUGAGUUACGAACCCAACGGUAAUUCGAGUUUCAACGACGAACUGACGACCAUACGUAGACCGAGCCACGGUUCUAGUAGCUCGCAUGGUAAACCUAGUACUAGUACUUCAUCUAAUAAUAAUUACAAUAUAGUAGACAGCGGAAUUGGGCCGCUAUUUGGUGUUGAUACCAAUAACAGUAACAACAGGUCCAGGCCUGUCGGUGACGAUAGGAGAGGAUCGAACAACAACAAUCGACCUAAUGAUUAUGAUAGACAAAACUCGAACAGGAUCGGAGAGGAAGAUUUUAACAGCAAUUACCGACCGACGGAAAACUACAACAGGCCUUCCAGCUCGAGCAAUGGCGUACACAGUUCAAUCGACGCAAACUCGCGACGACCUACGCAAAGCAACAACAGAUUCAGCGGUACUCGCGAGGACUCGACGUCCAGAAACGCGAAUUCGGACGAAGACUUCUUCCAAGGGGACUUCCAUUCGAACAACAGGCCUCCGAGACCUGCCGGUCCGGAUACGAGUAGACCUGUAGAAUGCGGUACCGUUGUAUCCCAACCGAGACCUCUGAUCACUAACGGACAAGACACUGUACCAGGCGAAUGGCCUUGGCACGUGGCCAUCUACCACACUAAAGGCAUCCAACUGGUGUACAUUUGCGGGGCCAGUUUGAUUUCCGAGAAAUUCGUGUUGACGGCAGCUCAUUGCGUUUCGAAGCCACGCAGCAAUCAUCAAGUCGACGCGAGCAGUAUUCUAUUGUACUUUGGCAAGUACAACUUGAAGACGUUCGGUCCAGAAGUGCAGGACAGGGACGUAUCGGAGAUUUUCAUCCACCCGCAAUUCAACUACAGCUUGUAUUUCAACGAUCUGGCGCUGCUGAAGCUGUCGAGGCCCGUGGAGAUAACCGACUACGUGCGGCCCUGUUGCCUGUGGGGCGAGGACACCAGCUUGGAGAGCGUCACCGACAAGGAGGGUACGGUGAUAGGCUGGGGUUUCGAUCAGCACAAGCGAAUAUCGGAGAAGCUGAUGCAAGCCAAAAUGCCGGUGGUGUCGACCAUCAAAUGCAUCUACUCGAAGAGGGACUUCUUCGCCAGGUUUACGUUCGAUAAGAACUUCUGCGCUGGGUUCCUCAACGGUACGUCCGUGUGUAACGGGGACUCGGGGGGCUCCAUGGUGUUUAAGAAAAGAGGCUCGAGUGCACAGAGCCCCGUUUGGCAGAUCAGAGGCAUCGUUUCGGUGGGAGUUGCGUUGCAAAGCGAAGGAGUUUGCGAUACUUCGCAGUACGUCAUUUUCACCGACGUUGCCAAGCAUUUGGACUGGAUAAAACGAAUUAUAAGGAACUGAGGGAAUUUAUUUUUUGACUGGUAUGGAAUCUUUACGUCGAUACGGCGAUGGACGUGGCGUC